AUGCUACUACACGGAAUAACGAAUAUAAACAGCAUGCUACUACAGGGAAUAACGAAUAUAAACAGCAUGCUACUACACGGAAUAACUAAUAUAAACAGCAUGCUACUACAGGGAAUAACUAAUAUAAACAGCAUGCUACUACACGGAAUAACUAAUAUAAACAGCAUCCUACUACACGGAACAACUAAUAUAAACAGCAUGAUACUACAGGGAACAACUAAUAUAACCAGCAUGCUACUACAGGGAAUAACUAAUAUAAACAGCAUGCUACUACAGGGAAUAACUAAUAUAAACAGCAUGCUACUACACGAAAUAACUAAUAUAAACAGCAUGCUACUACAGGGAAUAACUAAUAUAAACAGCAUGCUACUACACGGAAUAACUAAUAUAAACAGCAUGCUACUACAGGGAACAACUAAUAUAAACAGCAUCCUACUACACGGAAUAACUAAUAUAAACAGCAUGCUACUACACGGAAUAACUAAUAUAAACAGCAUGCUACUACAGGGAACAACUAAUAUAAACAGCAUGCUACUACACGGAACAACUAAUAUAAACAGCAUGCUACUACAGGGAACAGCUAAUAUAAACAGCAUCCUACUACAGGGAAUAACUAAUAUAAACAGCAUGCUACUACAGGGAACAGCUAAUAUAAACAGCAUGCUACUACAGGGAACAGCUAAUAUAAACAGCAUCCUACUACACGGAAUAACUAAUAUAAACAGCAUGCUACUACAGGGAACAGCUAAUAUAAACAGCAUGCUACUACACGGAAUAACUAAUAUAAACAGCAUGCUACUACACGGAAUAGCUAAUAUAAACAGCAUGCUACUACACGGAAUAACUAAUAUAAGCAGCAUCCUACUACACGGAAUAACUAAUAUAAACAGCAUGCUACUACAUGGAAUAACUAAUAUAAACAGCAUGCUACUACACGGAAUAACUAAUAUAAACAGCAUGCUACUACAGGGAACAACUAAUAUAAACAGCAUGCUACUACACGGAAUAACUAAUAUAAACAGCAUGCUACUACACGGAAUAACUAAUAUAAACAGCAUGCUACUACAGGGAACAACUAAUAUAAACAGCAUGCUACUACAGGGAAUAACUAAUAUAAACAGCAUGCUACUACAGGGAACAACUAAUAUAAACAGCAUCCUACUACACGUAAUGACUAAUAUAAACAGCAUUCUACUACACUGGGUUAUAUAG
Pelobates cultripes (western spadefoot toad) is the source of this 1212-nucleotide messenger RNA. Lineage: Eukaryota; Metazoa; Chordata; Amphibia; Anura; Pelobatidae. The record is from the annotation of a GenBank genome assembly.